Rhopalosiphum maidis (corn leaf aphid) is the source of this 1577-nucleotide messenger RNA. RefSeq names its product probable dolichyl pyrophosphate Man9GlcNAc2 alpha-1,3-glucosyltransferase (gene gny). NCBI's taxonomy places the organism in Eukaryota, Metazoa, Arthropoda, Insecta, Hemiptera, Aphididae. Gene Ontology annotation, cellular component: endoplasmic reticulum membrane. Gene Ontology annotation, biological process: protein N-linked glycosylation. Gene Ontology annotation, molecular function: dolichyl pyrophosphate Man9GlcNAc2 alpha-1,3-glucosyltransferase activity. The transcript has a single exon. The coding region runs from base 36 to 1550 and encodes 504 amino acids. The record is from RefSeq and is a predicted model, not a curated record.
CAUUUUUCGUGAAAGCAGGUGUCUCAUUUUGAUUUAUGAGUUUAUAUUGUGAUACAAUGAUUUACAAAAACUUAAUACCUAUAUACUUGAAAAAAGUAUUCGAUGAAAAACUUAUUUUAAUGAUUGCUGUAUUAUUUCGUUGGUUUGUCGGCUUGCAUGAUUAUUCUGGAAAAUCAAAAACUCCGAUGUAUGGUGAUUAUGAAGCCCAACGGCAUUGGAUGGAAGUUACAGUUUCUCUACCAACCACUCAAUGGUAUUUUAAUUCAUCUGACAAUGAUUUAUUGUAUUGGGGUCUUGACUAUCCACCUUUGACAGCUUACCAUAGUUAUUUAAAUGGCUUGGUAUUUAAAAAAAUUCUUCCAGAAUCUGUUCAGCUUAAUACAUCUAGAGGUUUUGAGUCAAAGUUCCAUAAGCUACUCAUGAGGUAUUCUGUGCUUAUAGUUGACUUAUUGAUAUUUAUACCAGCUGUUUGUUGGUUUUACAGGCAGUUUUUCAAGAUUAAAAAUAAUAACCAAUUAAGUCAAACAAUGAUCAUUGCGAUGAUGUUGUUGUAUCCCGGGUUAAUAUUAAUAGACCACGGACAUUUCCAGUAUAACUGUGUUUCUUUAGGUUUAUUCGUGGCAAGUGUUGCUAGUAUGUUUACCAACAAAACCAUCCUAACUUGCUUUUUGUUCAGUAUGGCUCUAAACUACAAGCAAAUGGAACUAUACCACGCUUUGCCGUUUUUCUUUUAUUAUAUUGGAUUUGUUUAUGAAAUGUAUAAGAAACAUUCAUUUAUUACAGCUUUAAAGACAUUAUCUAUUCUUGCAUUGAGUGUUACGAUGGCAUUUCUAUUGAUAUGGCUUCCUUUUAUUAGUGAUCCUAAACAAAUGUUUCAAAUCAUACAUAGAAUUUUCCCAUUAGAACGAGGUGUUUUUGAAGACAAAGUUUCCAAUGUAUGGUGUCUAAUUAAUGUUCUAUAUAAGUUGAGGGAUAUUAAUAAUCAAAUCAUGGCUACCAUAUGCCUAUUAACGACAUUAAUUUCAGUAUUGCCCACGUGCCUGGAUCUUAUAAAAUAUCCUUCUAAAAUAAAAUUUUUACUUUCGUUGAUUAAUUGUUCAUUGUCUUUUUUCUUAUUUUCUUUUCAAGUUCAUGAAAAAAGUAUACUUUUGGUUGCCAUACCAGUUUUAAUGUAUGCUCCUCAAAAUGCAUUUAUGUGUACUUGGUUUUUGUCAAUAACAACAUUUAGCAUGCUUCCUUUAUUGAUAAGGGACAAUUUAUUGAUCCCAUUCAUUUCUUUAUCAUUAAUAUAUUUUAUAAUUUACAAUAAUAUUGAACAAUUAAUUACACAUCAAAAAAAUAUAUCAAAAUUACAUUUAUUACGUAACUUUUCAUUAUUUGGUUGUGUCAUAUUAACUUUUUGUGCCAUAACAUUAAAACCGCCCCAGAAAUAUCCACAUUUAUGGCCACUGUUUAUAUCUGUUUAUAGUUGUAUGCAUUUUAUUUUGUUUUUAAUCUAUUUUAAUUUUAGUCAAUUAAUGUUACAUGUUCCAAAAAAAAAAUUAUAUUAGCUUAUUUAAAAUAGAUUUAUGUUUCAU